Molecule: messenger RNA, 1751 nt
Organism: Culex pipiens pallens (northern house mosquito)
Lineage: Eukaryota; Metazoa; Arthropoda; Insecta; Diptera; Culicidae
Exons: 7
Coding region: 264-731 (155 amino acids)
Source: RefSeq, a predicted model, not a curated record
AAAAAGAAAACAAUAUUAAUGAUACACAACGUUUAAUUCCAGAAGACGAACCCACGCUGGAAUCGGACCAGGAACCGGAGCUAUCGACGUGGUACACCGUCGAGUUGCAGUUUGAACCGACCAACAAAAAGCCCAACUGCCUCACGUUCCGCGACUACCGAUUCUCGCUGGUGCGCCGCACGCGUCGGGAUGGCUGCCAAGCGUGGCGCUGCGCUAGAAAAGGCUGCCCGGUGAGUUUGCUAACACGCGGCACCGACCUGCUGAUGUUCGAAAAGGCGAAACGCCACCCACAUGCCAGCUAUGAAACGCGACGGGAGUCGAAUUUUGAACUUCCAGCGCAAAUCCUCGAAUCCUCGGAAGCCCCGCUAGCGUCGGUCUGGUACAACGCCGGCCUGGAGUUCUUUACGAACGAGCGGGGCAGCAAAUGUGUGCGCUUCCGAAACCACGUUUACACCGGUAUGCGCUACUUUAAGGACAGCAAGCUGACCUACUGCUACUGCAGUGUGCCGAGGUGCCUGGCGAGCGCCAAAAUUGACAGCCGGAACAACAUCAAGUUUGACCCGCGCAAGCACCGACACCCGCAGGUGAAGGGCGUCAAAGCCGGGAAGGGCCAAAAAAAGCUUACUUUGAUGCCCACCGCCGCCGUGCAGGAGUUCGUUAAGGUUGAAAUGAAAGACGAUCCGGAACAUGUGGAAGUGAAAAAUGAACCUGUUGACUUGGAUCUGCUUUAAAAGAAUGGGCCGAUUCUCAAACCUUCACAAAAGCCAAAUCGUAACACUUGGUACACCGUAGAGUUCCAGAUUAUGGUAGACGAUGAAGGGAAAAUUUUUAUCACGUUUCGCAACAACAGAUUCUUCUUAAAGAGCGCUCUCAGCGAUGGCAGCAAAUGUUGGACUUGUUUCAUGCAAAACUGUUCGUUUCAAGUGCAAACGCGUGGCACAAAUCAACUCAAAGUCUCGGAUGCGAACCAUUACAAACACGCCAGCUAUGAGGUGUUUAAAAAUCGUAUUUUAAAUCCUCCGGUGUACCGCCUUGCAGAGAAUGAAAAUCCCAAACCGUCAACCUGGUACAACACAACCGAACUGCAGUUCUUCACGGACGAGACUGGGCGGAACCUGGUGCGCUUUCGCAACUUUGAAUACUUUUGGUUCUACGAUACCAAAAAUCCAGCUUCCUCAAAAUUCACUUGCAGAUGCCGCGUGCACAAGUGCACUGCAAGAGCCACGAUUGAUGGUCAAAACAAAAUCAGGUUUGGCCCCCGCGAACAUCGACACGGCCAUACGAAGAAAUUCAAGCAGCAGUGCUAUGAAGUGGUUAAAAAUCACAGUUUAGAUCUUCCGGUGCAACGUCUAGCAGAGAAUGAAGUUCCUAAACCGUCAAUCUGGUACAGCACAAAUGAACUGCAGUUCUUCACGAACCAGACUGGGCGGAAAAGGCUACGCUUUCGCAACUUUGAAUAUACGUGCUACGAUGCUAAUGAUAACGCUUCAUACAAAAUGUAUUGCAACUGUCACGUGCCAAAGUGCCCCGCAAGAGCUACAAUUGAUAAUCAAAACCACAUCAGAUUUGGCUAUCGCGAGCAUCGACACCGCAAGAAGGAAAAAGUGCCUGAUAUUUGGACCGCUACCACACUGGAUGUUGCACCGACUCAAGAAGAAAACGAAGAGAAGUGCCUACAAGUUAAAAAUGAACCCGUCGAUUUGGAUCUGUUGUGAAAUGACUCGAAAUACAGUUCUUGUUUGUUAUAAAUA